AUGGCCCAGUCUACCGGAUCUGGACUGGCUUUGUCCCGGAAAUGGAAUCCGUCCGACACCCAUCUCAAGGCUGGAGGCGCAGAUGCUGGAUGGGUUUUGGCGGCGCUUCUCGGAGAUGGUCGUGUCCACGCGGUCGCGGCACCCCCAUUUGGCCAGAAAGCCACAGCAUAUGUCUCCCUGGUAACGUCGAGUGUGCGACAGCACUUCGCUGACUUGGAACAGCGCCGUGAGCAACAACGCCUUAAGCAGCUCCAUUUGAGACGAACCGAGGAUCUCAACUCGAUCCCCUUCUGGGUCCUUAGUGACAUCAUUUAUGGCGAGCUCCCAGAAGCGAUGAACGAGGAACUGGUCGAGCUAAUCAAUCUGCGGAACGAGAUUUGGGGGCACACCUUUAAGGGCGGCUGGUCCCUUUUCUCCAUUCACAAACUCUGUUCACCCACGCUCCGCAAGAAACUGCACGAGUUCGAGCGACGAUGGGAGGCCUUCAACGCGUGCUUCACGGUUGGUAGUUGGUGUAUUUGGUAA
Messenger RNA from Aspergillus pseudoviridinutans, 525 nucleotides. RefSeq lists its product as uncharacterized. The coding region runs from base 1 to 525 and encodes 174 amino acids. NCBI's taxonomy places the organism in Eukaryota, Fungi, Ascomycota, Eurotiomycetes, Eurotiales, Aspergillaceae. The transcript has 3 exons. The record is from RefSeq and is a predicted model, not a curated record.